CAUCUCGGCUUCCGUAGCAAGAAGAGGCGUAUGACUGCUUCUCUUGACGUGGAAUAUUUCCGUGCAGGGACGAUGGAGAAGUAGCAGCACGGUGAAGCUGAAAACCAACAGAUCCAGACGGGAUUUUAAGCCCUGAAACCCAGUCAGGUCCGGCUUGUUCCGGAUCCGACAGAACCCAGUCAAGUAGAGGCUGAAGCCGCCGCGCUCUCCGCCUCCCCCCUUCAGCUACAAUCAUGAUUAAAGCCAUUCUAAUAUUCAACAACCACGGCAAACCGAGGCUUUCUAAAUUCUACGAACAUUAUAAUGAAGACACAGAGCAACAGAUCAUCAGGGAAACUUUCCACUUGGUCUCGAAAAGAGACGAAAACGUCUGCAAUUUCCUAGAAGGUGGAUUGUUGAUUGGAGGAUCGGACUACAAGCUGAUCUACAGACACUACGCCACGUUGUACUUCGUGUUUUGUGUCGACUCAUCAGAGAGUGAAUUAGGAAUUUUAGACUUGAUCCAGGUUUUCGUGGAAACGCUGGACAAAUGCUUUGAGAAUGUCUGUGAGCUUGACUUAAUUUUUCAUGUAGACAAGGUCCACCACAUUCUGGCAGAGAUGGUGAUGGGUGGGAUGGUCCUGGAGACCAACAUGAACGAAAUCAUCACGCAGGUGGACGCCCAGAACAAGAUGGAGAAAUCUGAGGCUGGCAUCGCAGGAGCACCGGCUCGCGCAGUGUCAGCGGUGAAGAACAUGAACCUCCCGGAAAUGCCCAAAAACAUCAACAUCGGCGACAUAAGCAUAAAAGUGCCAAAUUUACCUUCCUUCAAAUAGCGGCAGCAAGAUCCAUGAACCUUGAGGUGUCAGCCGAUGUUUACCGCGAUGCGAUCUGUUUACCAAAACUUCAGAAUACUAACUUUUAUCAGUCUGGAAGGUACUGUGUGAUUUCACACUCCAUGUUGUGAUGUUAUCUCCUUGGGUUCAUUGUUGAGCAACAUAUUAAAAUGUUUUGGGGUUCUUUUCUGUUUGAAGGACAAAAGAGAAGUAUUUAUCAGAUUUACAUUCCUUCUGUUUCGCUGCAGGUUGGCUCGUAGCAUUCAGCACCUCCAUUAUAGAUCUGUGGCGUUUUGUUACUGAAAGGAAAUGAGAAACCAACACAAGUGUUUACUUUAAAGAGGAAGGAUGAUGGAUUUUUUUGGGGCGGGCAGAUACAUUCAAAUGAGUAUGAAAUAUUUCCAAAUCAGCCGCAGUGUUUGGAUAUAAAUUAAAGAACAAUAGUAAAUUAGGGAGGAUAAGGAAUUUAGACAUGCAUAAAUGCUAAUUUUGUUAAGUUUUUUUCUGAUUGGUUUGUGGACCAUUUAAAAAGAUUUGUCAUGUUUUAUGGAAUGAUUAUGUUAAUUUUCUGCUGUGUAUGAUUUUACUUUGCUUCUUUUUCAACAAUAAACUGGCAAAACCCAA
Molecule: messenger RNA, 1439 nt
Organism: Poecilia reticulata (guppy)
Lineage: Eukaryota; Metazoa; Chordata; Actinopteri; Cyprinodontiformes; Poeciliidae
Gene: ap3s1
Product: adaptor related protein complex 3 subunit sigma 1
Biological process (GO): intracellular protein transport; Golgi to vacuole transport
Cellular component (GO): AP-3 adaptor complex; membrane coat
Source: RefSeq, a predicted model, not a curated record